Molecule: messenger RNA, 3805 nt
Organism: Diceros bicornis minor
Lineage: Eukaryota; Metazoa; Chordata; Mammalia; Perissodactyla; Rhinocerotidae
Gene: NPAS4
Product: neuronal PAS domain protein 4
Exons: 8
Coding region: 1296-3704 (802 amino acids)
Biological process (GO): regulation of transcription by RNA polymerase II
Molecular function (GO): protein dimerization activity; DNA-binding transcription factor activity, RNA polymerase II-specific; RNA polymerase II transcription regulatory region sequence-specific DNA binding
Source: RefSeq, a predicted model, not a curated record
CCCCCUCGCUUCUCUGUUGCUUCCUUAUUUUCCCUGCGAGAGGCGGGGGGGAGCCCUCUGGAGCGAUGCGGAGGCAGCCAGGCCCCGCCCGCCGCCACCACGGUUGCAGCCGGAGGAUUCCUGUCCUAAUAUGGAGCUGGGAUUCCCCCGGCCCCGCCCCCGCCCCCGGCCCGCGGGAAGACAGAGGCUUGCAGUCGGGCGGGGGGAACUGCUCGCUUUAGGGGCUGGCAAUGGGGGUGGGGGAGGGAUACCUAGGUGCAGACUCAGAUUCUUACCAUGCCCUGGGACCCUGCCUCAGUUUCUCCCGUCAGUGGCUGAGGUUAAUUAGUUGACAGGGAAAGAAAGAGUCACUGCAGACUGCAGCGUGGGUGUUGGUGUUUCUAUUCUUGCCUGUGGGAAAAUAGAACCAAGGCCAAAUUCAGCUGGCCCCUCUCCCUCAGGACCCCCUUUCCACCCCAUCCUAGGGACUUAGACCCCCGGGAACUCCCCCUGCUAAAUCGCCAACGCCUAGGUUUGGAAAGAGGGGGAAGAGAUUUGUUCUUUGAAAGUGACUAAGGGAAUCCCAGGUUGAGUAAUCCCUAGAGAGAAAUCCCGGCUGUGACCUAUCGCGCAGAGGCCAAGGAAGUUCCUUCUCCACUCCCCCCUCCCGUGUGAACGUGACCUUUGUCUGGCAAAUAGCGAAGGGGAAUUUGUGAACGACCCUGCCCCUCCCCAUUCCCUUAUCUCCUUAGAAAAAUCGAUGUCGGAACCAGUCCCUCCCUGCCCUCUACAGACUCUCCUGCCAGGGGCUUCAGACCGCCUCAACCCUUGCCCUCAGCUGAACACAUUCGGACGCCUAGGUCCCUGGACCCCCUUUUAGGCUUUCCUAACCCGGCGCCUGCCUCUCGGCUCAGCUGCAGCCAGCCGCGGCCCCCUCCGCAGCCUCCGUUCUCCCUCCCUCCCUCUGGCUCCCCCUCCCGCUCUCGUUCUACGUCAUGCGAUGACGUCGGAAGCCAGGGAGGGAGGAGGAGCUCCCCCCUCCCCAGCCAGUGGCUCCCGCUGCAGCUUGCUUAGCCCAGCCUCCCGCUUUCCCGCCCCCCCUUUCUCCAAAGCGAGCCCCCCACGCCUGGCAGGAGCUAUAUAAGGCUGAACGAGGCAGGCGAGGGGGGCAGCGCAGCCGAGCGGAGCCCAGGAGAGGAGACAGAGAGCGAGCCUGAGCGAGAGACGGGAAAGCAAGGAGGAGGAAGCCACCGGCGCGUCGGGACGGGAACGCAGGUGUUCGGAGCGCCCGAGCUGGAGCUCCGAAGCCGCUAGUCAUGUACCGCUCCACCAAGGGCGCCUCCAAGGCGCGCCGCGACCAGAUCAACGCUGAGAUCCGGAACCUCAAGGACCUGCUGCCGCUGGCCGAAGCGGACAAGGUCCGGCUGUCCUACCUGCACAUUAUGAGUCUUGCCUGCAUCUACACUCGCAAGGGCGUCUUCUUCGCUGGAGGCACUCCUCUGGCGGGCCCCACAGGGCUUCUCUCAGCUCAAGAGCUUGAAGACAUAGUGGCGGCACUACCUGGCUUUCUGCUGGUGUUCACAGCUGAGGGGAAGCUGCUAUAUCUGUCUGAGAGUGUGAGCGAGCAUCUGGGCCACUCCAUGGUGGACCUAGUUGCCCAGGGUGACAGUAUCUAUGACAUCAUUGACCCAGCUGACCACCUUACUGUGCGCCAGCAACUUACUCUGCCCUCUGCCCUGGACUCUGAUCGCCUCUUCCGCUGUCGCUUCAACACUUCCAAGUCCCUCAGGCGCCAGAGUGCAGGCAACAAACUGGUGCUUAUUCGAGGCCGAUUCCAUGCUCACCCACCUGGGGCCUACUGGGCAGGAAACCCUGUGUUCACAGCUUUCUGUGCCCCACUGGAGCCAAGACCACGCCCUGGCCCUGGCCCUGGCCUUGGCCCUGCCUCACUCUUCCUGGCCAUGUUUCAGAGCCAUCAUGCUAAGGAUUUGGCCCUACUGGACAUCUCUGAAAGUGUCCUAAUCUACCUGGGCUUUGAGCGCAGUGAACUGCUCUGUAAAUCAUGGUAUGGACUGCUGCACCCUGAGGACUUGAGCCACGCUUCUGCUCAACACUACCGCCUGUUGUCUGAGAGUGGAGAUAUUCAGGCAGAAAUGGUGGUGAGACUGCAGGCCAAGCCUGGAGGCUGGGCAUGGAUUUAUUGCCUGUUAUACUCAGAAGGUCCGGAGGGCCCCAUUACUGCCAAUAAUUACCCAAUCAGUGACACGGAAGCCUGGAGCCUCCGCCAGCAGCUGAACUCUGAAGACACCCAGGCAGCCUAUGUCCUGGGCACCCCCACCAUGCUGCCCUCAUUCCCUGAGAACAUCCUCUCCCAGGAGCAGUGCUCCAGCUCUAACCUACUCUUCACCCCAGCCCUGGGGGCUCCCAGAAGCACCAAUUUCCCCAGUGCUCCUGAGCUGGGUGCUGUCUCAACAUCAGAAGAACUUCCUCGACCCCCCAAAGAGCUGGGCUUCAGUUACAUGACAUUCCCAUCUGGCCCCGAGCCUUCUCUUCAAGCAGACCUGAGCAAGGAUCUUGUGUGUACUCCACCCUACACGCCCCACCAGCCGGGAGGCUGUGCCUUCCUCUUCAGCCUCCAUGAACCCUUCCAGAGCCACUUGCCCACUCCAUCCAGCUCUCUCCAAGAACAGAUGACUCCAAGCACUACGACCUUCUCUGAUCAAUUGACGCCCAGCAGUGCAACCUUCCCAGAUCCACUGACUAACCCACUACAAGGCCAGCUAAGUGAAACCUCAGCCAGAAGCUAUGAAGAUCAGCUGGAUCCCUGCACUUCCACCUUCCCAGACCAGCUGCUUCCCAGCGCUGCCACCUUCCCAGAGCCUCUGGGGAGCCCUGCCCAUGAGCAGCUGACUCCUCCUAGCACAGCAUUCCGAGCACACCUGAACAGCCCCAGCCAAACUUUCCCAGAGCAACUGAGCCCCAGUCACACCAAGACUUACUUCGCCCAGGAGGGAUGCAGUUUUCUCUAUGAGAAGUUGCCCCCAAGUCCUAGCAGCCCUGGUAAUGGGGACUGCACACUCCUGGCCCUAGCCCAGCUCCGGGGCCCCCUCUCUGUGGACGUCCCCCUGGUGCCUGAAGGCCUACUUACACCUGAAGCCUCUCCAGUCAAGCAGAGUUUCUUCCACUACUCUGAGAAGGAGCAGAAUGAGAUAGACCGUCUCAUCCAGCAGAUCAGCCAGUUGGCUCAGGGCGUGGACAGGCCCUUCUCAGCUGAGGCUGGCACGGGCGGGCUGGAGCCGCUUGGGGGGCUGGAGCCCCUGGACUCCAACCUGUCCCUGUCGGGGGCUGGUCCCCCUGUGCUCAGCCUGGACCUGAAACCCUGGAAAUGCCAGGAGCUAGAUUUCCUGGCUGACCCUGAUAACAUAUUCCUGGAAGAGACGCCCGUGGAAGACAUCUUCAUGGAUCUCUCUACUCCAGACCCCAAUGGGGAAUGGAGUUCAGGGGAUCCUGAGGCAGCGGUCCCAGGAGGGGCCCCAUCGCCUUGCAACAACCUGUCCCCAGAAGACCACAGCUUCCUGGAGGACCUGGCCACAUAUGAAACCGCCUUUGAGACAGGUGUCUCAGCAUUCCCCUAUGAUGGGUUUCCUGAUGAGUUGCAUCAACUCCAGAGCCAAGUUCAAGACAGCUUCCAUGAAGAUGGAAGUGGAGGGGAACCAACGUUUUGAAUAAGUCUGUGACUUAACGUCGUCAAGUAUGGCAUAUUGUCAUCAAGACGUGGAGCCGCUCUCCACCCCCCCGGGACUGUUGGGGGGAUUCUGGGGGCCAG